GCAACACGCUCUCUCUCUAUCUCUUUCUCCUCGCCGGAGCUUAAUGAUGUGGAACCCCAACGGAGACGACGACGAAGACUUCCAGAUCCCUCCUUCCUCUCAGCUUUCCCUUCGGAAACCCCUUCACCCAACCAACGGUUCCAUCUCCCACCGUCCUCCCAGGAAGAAGCCCAGACUCAGCCUUAAUCCGGGAAAGGAGAAUAUCGCUCCGGCUCCUGAAUUCAGCUCCGACCCAUGCUUCGCUUCUGGGUAUUACCCACUGAGUCCGGCGCUUCCGGGCGUAUCUUCUACUCCUGAUUGUGUCCCCUCGAGUAUCGAUUGCUCGGCAGGAGAUUCCGGCGAGCCCUCUUGUUCUCUCGCGGCGGAAGUUGAAAACGACCACGUUUUAGUUGAUGGGAAGGAGAAAGGUGAUUGCUUUAAGGCGAAUCGUGAGGGGUAUUCGUGUAAUUCGAUGGAGGCUAGGCUAUCAAAGUCGAGGAUUCGUCUUAGGUUUGACGAGGAGGAGGAUGAAGGGUUUGUUGAGUCUGACUCUGAGCUUGACUUGUUGAUAAAGCUUUGCUCUGAGGGUAACAGUGGAGGAGAGUCUAAUAGUAUAGACAGAGAUGAUUUGAUUCAGUGUCCACUGUGUGAAACUGAUAUCUCAGGUUUGAGUGAGGAGCAGAGGCAUGUUCACACCAAUAACUGUCUUGACAAGGCUCCUGAGCAAGACUCUUUGACAAAAUGCGAAAAGUCUUCUUCUUCUUCUUUAAUUGAAGAAUCUGUUGAUGAUCCAGCUCAGCAUCCACAGCUAGUUAAUGGUCUCUCUCCGGUGCUUAAAUGGGUUAGGAGUCUAGGUUUAGCUAAAUAUGAAGAUGUUUUUCUUCGUGAAGAGAUUGACUGGGAUACUCUUCAGUCACUUACUGAGGAGGAUCUACUGAGCAUAGGUAUCACAUCACUUGGUCCCAGAAAGAAGAUUGUGAAUGCACUUAGCACACUAAGAGAAGAAGCCUGUGCAUCUUCAGCUGAAGCGCAGGCACAGUCUCUUUCUACAAGUAGCAACGUUACCGAGCGACAGAGGGAGAGGUCAACCAAUCGUAAGGCAAGUGAGCUCAAAAAACCAACUGCCAACAAGUUGAUUACAGAGUUUUUCCCUGGUCAGGCUACUGAUGGCACGAAGAUCCAGAAGCCCCCUAAAGAACCUGUCACAGAAAAGAGUGCAGCAGAUUCGGGAUGUAGACGUGCUGCUGUGAGAAGAAACGGCAACAACGGAAAAUCUAAAGUCGUUCCACAAUGGAAUUGCGUUCCAGGGACACCUUUUCGAGUGGACGCAUUCAAGUACCUCACACGCGAUUGUUGCCAUUGGUUUCUUACACACUUUCAUCUUGAUCAUUAUCAAGGUCUGACGAAGUCAUUUAGCCAUGGGAAGAUAUACUGUUCCUUAAUCACCGCAAAGCUGGUAAAUAUGAAGAUUGGGAUCCCUUGGGAUAAACUGCAAGUCUUGUACCUUGGCCAAAAGGUUAGUAUUUCGGGCGUUGAUGUGACUUGCUUUGAUGCAAACCACUGCCCCGGAUCCAUCAUGAUACGCUUUGAACCAGCCAACGGUAAGGCUGUUCUACAUACGGGUGACUUCCGCUAUAGUGAAGAUAUGUUAAACUAUCUUAUUGGUUCUCCUGUUAGCUCUCUUGUCCUUGAUACUACAUACUGUAACCCUCAGUAUGACUUUCCAAAGCAAGAGGCGGUGAUACAGUUUGUGGUUGAGGCUAUUCAAGCAGAAGCCUUUAAUCCAAAGACCCUUUUCUUGAUAGGAAGUUACACCAUCGGAAAGGAGAGGCUGUUCUUGGAAGUUGCACGUGUGCUACGUGAGAAGAUCUACAUCAAUCCUGCAAAGUUAAAACUCCUUGAGUGCUUGGGUUUCUCUAAGGAAGAUAUGCAGUGGUUUACAGUGAAGGAGGAGGAGAGCCACAUUCAUGUUGUGCCCUUGUGGACGCUUGCCAGUUUCAAACGGCUGAAACAUAUUGCUACCCGAUACACAAGCCGAUACAGCCUAAUCGUUGCAUUCUCUCCAACUGGCUGGACAUCUGGUAAGUCCAAGAAGAAGUCUCCAGGAAGAAGGUUACAACAGGGUACUAUAAUAAGGUACGAGGUUCCUUACAGUGAACAUAGCAGCUUCACAGAGCUGAAAGAGUUUGUGCAAAAAGUGUCCCCUGAAGUGAUCAUACCGAGUGUUAACAACGAUGGACCUGACUCUGCAGCUGCAAUGGUGUCUAUGUUGCUUACUUAAGAUCUCUAUGUUUUAGCAUGCAUAGGCCAUCAUUGGCUACUCAAGUGUGUAACAAAAGGCAUGCCUCGAGGGCUACCGAUUUAGCAGAGUGUAUCAAAGAUCGUUAAAAGAAGUAGAUAAUUAUCAUGUUCUAAUAGUUAUAAUGUAGCAAUAUGUAACCCCCACGUGACUGACUAUGUAUUGUGUUUUUCACAAAAACUCAAACGAGUUGUUAUCAUGAAAUGUUUUUCUCCUA
Molecule: messenger RNA, 2495 nt
Organism: Eruca vesicaria subsp. sativa (arugula)
Lineage: Eukaryota; Viridiplantae; Streptophyta; Magnoliopsida; Brassicales; Brassicaceae
Source: the annotation of a GenBank genome assembly